AUGGACCUCAACGACAAGUUCUUUGGUGGCGCUAUGGAUCGACUGAAGGAGAGCCCAGGAUCGGACGUGUUGCAUCAAGGCAUCACAAUACCGAUCACAGAGUUAACAGGUGUAGCCACAGAGGAAGAAUCCGAGACCGAAGGCCCCCCCUCCCCUCAGCGGGCUCCGGGGUCGCCGCCCCCAGCUCCGUCCGCACCCGCUCCUCCUCCAGGCGACCAUCCGGACACCGCGAUAGUGUGCUCUCUCCUGGCCCGAAUAGUAGACAAUCAAACAAAAAUAAUCACACAACUCCAGACCAUAAAUGAGAUGAUGAUGAAAGACAGGCAGAUCGUAAACAACCUUAAUCUAAGAGUCGAAAGCCUUCAAAAGGCACGCAUGCUUGGCCUUACCACCCAACCAGCCCCCUCAGCAUCAACCACACCUGCCAGCAGACCAACACCUCACAUAGCCGAACCGGGCAAAGGUCCCAUAUAUCUAUGA
Messenger RNA from Parnassius apollo (apollo), 480 nucleotides. The record is from the annotation of a GenBank genome assembly. NCBI's taxonomy places the organism in Eukaryota, Metazoa, Arthropoda, Insecta, Lepidoptera, Papilionidae.